AUGGAUUUGACGUCGUUAAAAAAUGAAAUGACAAAAAAUAUAAAAAAUGAUGUAUUUAAAAAUAUGAGUAUUAAUAAUAAUAAAGUGAAAUAUGAACCUUUUGGAAAACCACCACCAGGAUAUAUUCCGGGUAAAGGUAGAGGAGUAACAGGAUUUUCAGGAGGUGUGAGUAGAGAUGAUACAACGGAUGAUAAAGAUAAGAAUGAUUAUUCAGAUUUUAAUUAUGAUGAAUUUCAUGGAUAUUCUGAAUCCUUAUUUAAAGAUACAGAAUAUGAUGAAGAAGAUAAAGAAGCCGAUGAAAUAUAUGAUAAGAUUGAUUCUCUUAUGGAUAUUCGAAGAAAAAGUAGAAGAGAAAAUAAACUGAAAGAAGAAAUAUCAAAAAUGAGAGCCACAAAACCUACCAUAACACAACAAUUUGGUGAUUUAAAAAAAAAUCUUGCUAAUGUUACAAUAGAAGAAUGGGAAUCCAUUCCAACCGUUUUACAAUAUUCAUCUAAACAAAAACAAAAAAAAGUUCAAAAAAAUUAUUUACCUGCUCCGGAUUCUUUAAUUAUGAGUAGAAUUAAUGAAUCGAAUAUACAUCUUAAUUUUAAUAAUUCUGCAUCAAGUCAAAGUGGCCAUAAGACACCUAUUGGCUUAGGUUAUCAAUCCUCAUUAGGUGUACAAACUCCAUUAGGUUUAAGAACUCCUUAUGGUUUACAAAAUUCGUUGAGUGGUUUAAAAACACCAUUAAGUGGUUUACAAAACUCGUUGAGUGGUUUGAAAACACCAUUAAGUGGUUUACAAAAUUCGUUGAGUGGUUUGAAAACACCAUUAAGUGGUUUACAAAAUUCGUUGAGUGGUUUGAAAACACCAUUAAGUGGUUUACAAACACCAUAUAUGAGAAAUCCAUCCUCAUUAUUUGGUAUGGAUACACCAUUAAUAAAUAAUAAUAUUAAAUCAAAUAUGUCUAUUAGCGGUUUGAAUACUCCAUUUACCUUAUCAGGAUAUAAUACACCGCUGAGCGCAUCAAAUGUUAGUGGUUAUAAUACUCCCUUGUUUAAUAAUACACACAAAUUAUCCUUAAACGAUUUAGGGGAAGCAAGGGGGACUGUGUUAUCAGUAAAAUUAGAUGAGCUUAUAGACAAUGUCGAAGGACAAACUGUUAUUGACCCUAAGGGAUAUUUAACUAAUUUGAAUGCGAGUAGUUUAAUUAAUGAUGCUGAUAUAGCUGACAUAAAUAAAGCUAGAUCAUUAUUAAAAUCUGUUAUAAGUACGAACCCAAAACAUGGUCCAGGUUGGAUAGCUGCUGCAAGAAUUGAAGAAUUAGCUCAAAGAAAAGAUAAAGCUAAAGAAAUAAUUAUGAAGGGUUGUGUGGUAUGUUCAAAAAAUGAAGAUAUAUGGUUAGAAGCUGUUAGGCUAGAAGAAAAAUUAAGUGAAGUUAAAAUUAUUCUAGCAAAAGCAAUUAAACAUAUACCCACAUCUGUUAAGUUAUGGUUAGAAGCAUAUAAAAAAGAAAAAAAUGUAGAUGAUAAAAGAAAAGUAUUGAGAAAAGCCAUAGAGUGUAUACCAAACUCAGUGAAAUUAUGGAAAGAAGCUAUCUCUUUAGAAAAUGAAAAUAAUGCAUAUAUAUUAUUAAAAAGAGCAGUUGAAUGUAUACCUCAAUCUAUUGAAAUGUGGAUAGCCUUAGCUCGAUUAUGUACCUAUACAGAAGCACAAAAAGUUUUGAAUGAAGCAAGAAAAAAAAUACCAACCAGUGCAGAAAUAUGGAUUAAUGCAUCACAAUUGGAAGAAAAACAAGGAAAUAUAAAAAUGGUAGAUAUUAUUAUUAAAAGAUGUAUAGAAAAUUUAUCUUCCAAAAAUGUAAUCUUUGAUAGGGACAAGUGGAUAAAAUUUGCGGAAGAAUGUGAACAAUCAAAAUUUACACAUACAUGUGAAAGUAUUAUAAGAAAUACUAUGCAUAUAGGUGUAGAAACAUUAAAUAAAAAAAGAAUAUAUAAACAAGAUGCUCAAAAUUGUAUUCAUAAUAAAUCUAUACAUACGGCAAGAACUCUAUAUAAUGAAGCAUUAAAAAUAUUUAAAACCAAAAAAUCCUUAUGGCUAGCAUUAGCAAAUUUAGAACUUACUCAUGGAAAAAGAGAAGAUGUUGAUGAGGUUUUACACAGAGCUGUACAGAGUUGUCCCCAUUCGAGUGUUCUAUGGCUAAUGUUAGCUAAACAAAAAUGGCUAAAUAAUGAAAUUGAUAAAGCACGGGAAAUUUUAGCUGAGUCCUUUAUACAUAAUCAAAAUACUGAAGAGAUAUCUCUAGCGGCCAUUAAAUUAGAAAGAGAAAAUAAUGAAUUUGAUAGAGCUCGAUUUUUAUUGAAAAAAUCAAGGGUACAAUGUAAUACACCCAAAAUAUGGAUGCAGUCUGUUCAACUCGAGAGGUUAUUAAGAAAUUAUAAAGAAGCCAAAAUGUUGGCUCAUGAAGCUUUAAAAAUACACAAACACUUUGAUAAAUUGUAUAUGAUAGCUGGUCAGAUAGAAUUAGAAAUGUAUAAAUAUUCAAAUGAUACUAAUAUAAAUAUAAAUAUAACAAGUCAUAAAACAUAUAUCAAAAAUGGUUGUGAUGAUACUAAAUCGGAUGAUAGUAAAGAUAAGAAUAUUAAUACAAAACGUACAACAUCCCCAAAGCAUUAUACUACCACUAAUAAUAAUGAUGAUGAUGCUAAUAAUGAUAGCAGCUGUACCUCUAAUAAUUUUCAUAAUAAACAAAAUGGAGAUAAUAAAAAUAUAAAUGUUAAUAAUAAAAAGGAAGAAUUUAUUAAUAUUACUAAUGAUCCAUAUAAAAACGCUCAAAAUAUAUAUGAAGAAGGUUUAAAAUAUUGUGCGUCAUCAAUUAAUUUAUGGAUAUGUGCUAUCGAUUUACAAAUAGAAAAAAAGAAUUAUACAGGUGCUAGAGCUUUGACGGAGAAAGCAAAAAUCAAAAUCAAGUAUUUAAAUUCUUUUAAUAAUAAUAGUCAUAUUUUAAAAAGUAAAGAAAUUAUUGAAACGAAUGAACAAAAUUAUGAUACACAGGAUGAUGAAUAUAAUAACUUAAAUAAAAAUAUGGACGGCUCCAAGAGUGUUAAUAAUACUACAGCUAGUAAUAUUUCCAAAUCCAAAAAUGAACUUGAAAAAAAGUCAUCAGUUAAUAAUAAUGCUUAUAUUAAAAUUAUCGAAAAUUAUGAUUUAUUAUGGUUAAAAUUAAUAGAAAUUGAAUUAUGUUGUAAUAAUAAAAAUUUAAAUCCUAUAAUUUCGGAAGCAUUGAAAGAAUGUCCGUCCUCUGGUAUUUUAUGGUCAAAAGCUAUAGAACUAGAAAAUAAAAAUUUACAAAACAGUAAAUCGGUUAGUGCAUUUAAUCACUGUGGUAAUAAUGCGUAUGUUAUAUUAACAGUGGCAAAAUUAUUCUGGGUCAAUUUUAAAAUACAAAAAGCUAGGAAAUGGUUCUAUAGAGUAAUUAACCUAAAUCCGCAUUUUGGAGAUGGAUGGGCAACAUUUCUAGCUUUCGAAAUUGAUCAACAAAAUGAAAUAAAUCAAAAAGAUAUAAUAAACAAAUGUAUAAAAGCUGAACCAAACAGAGGCUAUUUGUGGAACAAAAUUACAAAGAGAGUAGAAAACUGGAGGCUAAAAUAUCCACAAAAAUUAUAUAAAUAUAUUAAGGAUAUAUAUCCCCAUGUUUUAAAUAAAAAAAUUUCAGACCCAAUUUGGAAUAUUAUUACGGACGAAAAUGCAGAUACUAGUUUUUUGUUAACAAAUCAAGAGAACGAUAAAGAAAAAAAAGAUCAAGGUAAUGAAUCUGUUGACGAUGAAAAAGAUUAUGAAAAAGAAACAAAUAAUAACGUUGAGGAAGAUCCAGAGAAAGAUUCAAAGGAACAAGGUAAAAGGAAAUCAAAAGAGAAAAUUCUUAAUGAAAAAGAUACAACGAAAAACAAGAGAAAAGAUAUAAGCACUAAUGAAGAUGAAAAAGAUAGAAAAAAAAAGAAAAAAUAA
This is a messenger RNA of Plasmodium falciparum 3D7, 3990 nucleotides long. It is a transcript of the gene PRPF6, whose product is annotated as putative pre-mRNA-processing factor 6. Gene Ontology annotation, biological process: RNA processing; mRNA splicing, via spliceosome. NCBI's taxonomy places the organism in Eukaryota, Apicomplexa, Aconoidasida, Haemosporida, Plasmodiidae. The record is from RefSeq and is a predicted model, not a curated record. Gene Ontology annotation, cellular component: ribonucleoprotein complex; nucleus.